AUGGAUGAAAUUUGUAAUAUAUUAAAGGAAUACAGUGCAAGUGACUCUAAUAAUAUAAUUGAUUUAUUCAAAGAAUAUAGCGCUUGCACGAAAGAUAAAACGGAGGUUCAUUCGAGACUUAAAAAAAUAAAAUGUACUAAACUAAUGGCCUUUGAUGCUAACGGUUUGUACGCUUCCGCAAUGUCGGAUUUAGAUAGCGAAUAUCCGAGAGCGGAAAGUGGUAGACCAUUUCUACCGGAAGAAAAUAAAGAAUUUGUCAAGCUCUUUAAUGAACAGAAAUUCAGACCUAGAACUGCUAUUUUAACAGUGUGGUUUGACUAUCCCAAAAACAUGUUCUUCCAACCGAUACCAGCUAAAGAUAAAAUCACUUUCACGAAUAAAGAAGGUAAAAAGGAAACUGGCACUAAAAUCAGAUUCAGAAAUGGUUUCUGUCACGACGUUUUAACAUCGGUCGAUAUUCAAGAAAUAGUGAAAGCCGGUGGACGAAUUAUUAAAAUAUUAGAUGGUAUAGUUUACGAAGAAAAUUUUAAAACUCCACCCUAUAGAGAUUAUAUUUUAAUUUUGAGAGAUCUAAGAAAUAAAUAUAAACGAGAAGGUAAUAUCGUAGGUAGUAAUUGCAUGAAAUUAUUAGGCAAUUCGUUGUAUGGUAAAUCUAUUCAGAAGGAUAUAACUACAUCGAGACAUCUAUGGAGUGAAGCGACUUUUAAAGCCAACUUCGAUUCACACGUCAAAAGCUAUGAAAAAGUAUAUGAUGAAUGA
This is a messenger RNA of Lottia gigantea (owl limpet), 759 nucleotides long. RefSeq lists its product as hypothetical. The record is from RefSeq and is a predicted model, not a curated record. The coding region runs from base 1 to 759 and encodes 252 amino acids. Gene Ontology annotation, biological process: DNA replication. Gene Ontology annotation, molecular function: DNA binding; DNA-directed DNA polymerase activity; nucleotide binding. The transcript has a single exon. Lineage: Eukaryota; Metazoa; Mollusca; Gastropoda; Lottiidae.